This is a messenger RNA of Chinchilla lanigera (long-tailed chinchilla), 7470 nucleotides long. It is a transcript of the gene Shank1, whose product is annotated as SH3 and multiple ankyrin repeat domains 1. Gene Ontology annotation, cellular component: postsynaptic density; postsynaptic membrane; dendritic spine. Bases 1300 to 5667 code for a protein of 1455 amino acids. Gene Ontology annotation, molecular function: synaptic receptor adaptor activity; ionotropic glutamate receptor binding. The transcript has 24 exons. The record is from RefSeq and is a predicted model, not a curated record. Lineage: Eukaryota; Metazoa; Chordata; Mammalia; Rodentia; Chinchillidae.
AGGGAGAGGCAGCCCUGGCCACACGUGGGGGACGGUCCCGGCCCCUGCUUAGAUGCUGCUCGCCCACAGUUCUUGGAACUCUCCUUGCACACACAUUUUGUCUUCCCGUCCCCAACCCCCAGCCCAUCCCCACUCCCCCAAAGUCAGCAGUACCCUCCACUGCUUCCCAUCUCCAUGGCAACGGUGCAGGAGCUGGGCCUGGUGUGGGGGGGAGGGACCAGACCAGACAUUCUGGUUUCCUGUGCUGGGGUGGGAGUAGGGGGAGAGGAGAAAGAAGCAGACCCCACCUGGGGGGGUCCCACCCUCCUAAGGCACCCUUAGGAGAGAACAGCAGGGAUUCAGAGGUCACCCUGCACCCUAGUCCCCCAGCUCCCUGCCUCACCUCUUAGCUCCCUCCCCAGUCACCUCCUCCACGCCCUGUGCCCCUCAGAGUGGAGCUACCAGGGCCAGCAAUGCCGGGCCACCCACCCUGCAGCCAGGCCUGGACCACCCACAGGUCCUCCACAGCCUCCCACAGCCACCCAGGCCAGCAGCCGCUGUCACCUGGACAUUGCUUCCAGGACCAGCCUUCCUAGCCAGCCAUGUGCCUGGGCAGCCUGCCCCUGUCCUCCCAAGGCCACCUCUCCUAGCUCCCUCGGGUACACCCUGUGCAACACUGCCCCAUGCCACCCUCAUCCCAUGCCCCUUGCUCCCCUGGGACAGCCCGUUCCCAGCAGCCCUCUCUGCACAUGCUGGCAGCCACACUUGAGUGAAGUCACCGCUUCCAGCGCUCCCGGGCACCUCCUGCUGCCCCAGGCACGCCACACCUCCCUCUCCUUACUACAUCGCAGCCUCAGUCUCCCCUGGGGUGAGGGGCCAGGCCAGGGCCAGGAGGGCAGGAUGCCGGUCCCUAGGCCCACCUGUCUGUCCUCAGCUAAUUUUAGCUGCAUUUUUCUGUGGCCUGACAAAGUGGGCCAGUAGCUCCCGCGGUGAUUCUGCGGUUUCUGGGACAUGGCCACGCUGGGUCGGCAGCAAAGUGGGGCACGGGGGGUGGGGGGCUGCAAGCAGGGCCAAGGGCAGGGAAGGAGACAGGGGCUGGGAGCACCUUGGGGAUGUGGGCGUGUGUGCCGGAAGCAGUAGGAGCUCCGUGCAGGUCUGAGGGUGUGCUUGCCACCUUCCAGCCUGCCCGGAGCAGCGGGGCGAGGCCACCCUUGGCUGCUUCUCCCGCGCGCGGAGUCCCUGACUCCGAGUCUGACAGUCCCCCCCGGCCCCUGCAGCCGCCUGUGAUGCUGCUGUCCUCCACUGCCCCGUGGCCCCACAAUGACCCACAGCCCCGCGACAAGCGAGGACGAGGAACGCCACAGUGUCAGCGAGUGUCCCGAGGGGGGCUCAGAGUCCGACAGCUCCCCAGACGGACCAGGGCGAGGCCCCCGGGGGACCCGGGGCCGGGGCAGUGGGGCACCUGGUAACCUGGCCUCAGUCCGAGGCCUCCAGGGCCGCUCCAUGUCUGUCCCUGACGACGCCCACUUCAGCAUGAUGGUCUUCAGGAUUGGCAUCCCGGACCUGCACCAGACAAAAUGCCUGCGCUUCAACCCCGAUGCCACCAUCUGGACAGCCAAGCAGCAGGUGCUCUGCGCCCUGAGCGAGAGCCUGCAGGACGUGCUCAACUACGGGCUCUUCCAGCCGGCCACCUCAGGCCGCGACGCUAACUUCCUGGAGGAGGAGCGGCUGCUGCGCGAGUAUCCCCAGUCCUUCGAGAAGGGGGUCCCCUACCUGGAGUUCCGAUACAAGACCCGAGUUUACAAACAGACCAACCUGGAUGAGAAGCAGCUGGCCAAGUUGCACACAAAGACGGGGUUGAAGAAAUUCCUGGAGUACGUGCAGCUCGGGACAUCAGACAAGGUGGCGCGGCUGUUGGACAAGGGGCUGGACCCCAACUACCAUGACUCGGAUUCGGGAGAGACCCCCUUGACCCUGGCAGCCCAGACCGAAGGCUCCGUAGAGGUGAUUCGAACCCUGUGUCUGGGUGGGGCCCACAUUGACUUCCGGGCCCGGGAUGGCAUGACAGCGCUGCACAAGGCCGCAUGUGCCCGACACUGCCUGGCGCUCACGGCCCUCCUGGACCUUGGAGGCUCCCCCAACUACAAGGACCGCCGGGGGCUGACCCCUCUCUUCCACACAGCUAUGGUGGGGGGUGAUCCCCGCUGCUGCGAGCUGCUUCUGUUCAACAGGGCCCAGCUGGGCAUAGCAGACGAGAACGGCUGGCAGGAAAUCCACCAGGCCUGUCAGCGGGGCCACUCCCAGCACCUGGAACACCUGCUCUUCUACGGGGCUGAGCCUGGAGCCCAGAACGCCUCGGGGAACACGGCCCUGCACAUCUGUGCUCUCUACAACAAGGAGACCUGUGCCAGGAUCCUCCUCUAUCGAGGGGCCAACAAGGAUGUGAAGAAUAACAGCGGACAGACGCCCUUCCAGGUGGCCGUGAUUGCUGGAAACUUCGAGCUGGGGGAGCUCAUCCGAAACCAUCGGGAGCAGGAUGUGGUGCCCUUCCAGGAGUCCCCGAAGUACGCAGCCCGGCGACGGGGACCCCCGGGGGCAGGACUGACGGUGCCCCCUGCGCUGCUCAGGGCCAACAGUGACACCAGCAUGGCGCUGCCCGACUGGAUGGUGUUCUCUGCCCCGGGGACUUCAUCCUCCGGGGCCCCGGGCCCUACCUCAGGGCCUCAGGGCCAGUCACAGCCCGCGGCCCCCACCACCAAGCUCAGCAGCGGGACCCUCCGAAGUGCCAGCAGCCCCAGGGGUGCCCGGGCCCGCUCCCCGUCCCGAGGGAGGCACCCUGAGGAAGCCAAGAGGCAACCCCGAGGACGGCCCAGCUCCAGUGGGACUCCCCGGGAAGGGCCUGCCGGCGGCACGGGUGGCUCUGGGGGCCCCGGGGGCUCCCUGGGCAGCCGAGGGCGGCGGAGGAAGCUCUACUCAGCAGUCCCUGGACGCUCUUUCAUGGCUGUGAAGUCAUACCAGGCCCAAGGCGAGGGCGAGAUCUCCCUGAGCAAGGGCGAGAAGAUCAAAGUGCUCAGCAUCGGAGAAGGAGGCUUCUGGGAAGGCCAGGUCAAAGGGCGAGUCGGCUGGUUCCCUUCUGACUGCCUGGAAGAGGUGGCAAACCGCUCCCAAGAGGGAAAGCAAGAAAGCCGAAGCGACAAGGCAAAGAGACUCUUCCGGCAUUAUACCGUGGGCUCCUACGACAGCUUUGAUGCUCCAAGCUUGAUGGAUGGGAUUGGCCCAGGGAGCGAUUACAUCAUUAAGGAGAAGACGGUCUUGCUGCAGAAGAAAGACAGCGAGGGGUUUGGGUUCGUGCUCCGGGGGGCCAAGGCGCAGACCCCCAUCGAGGAGUUCACCCCCACCCCGGCCUUCCCGGCGCUGCAGUACCUCGAGUCCGUGGACGAGGGGGGCGUGGCAUGGCGGGCUGGACUGCGGAUGGGAGAUUUCCUCAUCGAGGUGAAUGGGCAGAACGUGGUGAAGGUCGGCCACCGCCAGGUGGUGAACAUGAUCCGGCAAGGGGGCAACACGCUCAUGGUGAAGGUGGUGAUGGUCACCAGGCACCCGGACAUGGAUGAGGCCGUCCAUAAGAAAGCCCCGCAGCAGGCCAAGCGGCUCCCGCCCCCGGCCAUCUCCCUGCGCUCCAAGUCUAUGACCUCAGAGCUGGAGGAAAUGGAAUAUGAACAGCAGCCUGCGCCGGUGCCCAGCAUGGAGAAAAAGCGGACUGUGUAUCAGAUGGCUCUCAACAAACUGGACGAGAUCCUGGCUGCAGCCCAGCAAACCAUCAGCGCUAGCGAGAGCCCUGCGCCUGGUGGCCUCGCGUCCCUGGGCAAGCAUCGGCCCAAAGGCUUCUUCGCCACCGAGUCAAGCUUCGAUCCCCAUCACCGCUCCCAGCCAAGUUACGAACGUCCUUCUUUCCUGCCUCCGGGACCUGGGCUCAUGCUCCGACAAAAAUCUAUCGGGGCUGCAGAGGAUGAUAGACCAUACCUAGCACCCCCAGCCAUGAAGUUCAGCCGCAGCCUAUCUGUGCCUGGUUCAGAGGACAUCCCCCCGCCGCCCACCACGUCCCCGCCAGAGCCCCCCUACAGCACACCCCCGGCCCCCUCCUCCUCGGGCCGCCUCACCCCCUCCCCGCGGGGAGGCCCCUUCAACCCCGGCUCCGGGGGACCCCUCCCCGCCUCCUCCCCUGCGUCCUUUGACGGCCCCUCCCCUCCCGACACGCGCGUGGGGGGCCGGGACAAGAGCCUGUACCACGGCGGGCCCCUGCCCCCUGCGCACCACCACCCGCCGGCCGGGGGCGGGGCCGGGGGCGGGGCCGCUGUGGCCGGCGGGCCGGAGCUGCUGGACACCUACGUGGCCUAUUUGGACGGCCAGGCCUUCGGGGGCAGCGGGACACCCGGCCCGCCGUACCCCCCGCAGCUCAUGACGCCCUCUAAGCUCCGAGGCCGCGCUCUGGGGACGGGUGGAGGCCUGCGACCCGGCCCCAGCGGGGGACUCCGAGACCCUGUCACCCCCACCAGCCCCACCGUCUCCGUGACGGGCGCUGGCAACGACGGGCUGCUGGCCCUGAGCGCCUGUUCGGGGCCCUCCGCGGCAGCUGUGGCCGGUGGCCCGGUAGCAGUAGAGCCAGAAGUCCCACCGGUGCCCUUGCCCGCGGCCUCCUCCCUGCCUCGGAAGCUGCUCCCCUGGGAGGAGGGCCCGGGCCCGCCGCCACCACCCCUGCCCGGGCCCCUGUCCCAGCCGCAAGCCUCUGCCUUGGCCACCGUCAAAGCCAGCAUCAUCAGUGAGCUCAGCUCCAAGCUCCAGCAGUUCGGAGGCUCCUCGGCAGCUGGAGGGGCUCUGCCCUGGGCCCGGGGAGGCAGCGGGGGCAGUGGGGACAGCCACCACGGCGGACCCAGCUACGUCCCCGAGAGGACCUCCUCCCUGCAGCGGCAGAGGCUGUCCGACGACUCCCAGCCCUCACUCCUCUCCAAACCCGUCAGCAGCCUGUUUCAGAACUGGCCCAAGCCACCUCUGCCGCCGCUCCCCACCGGAACGGGGGUGUCGCCUUCGGCCACCGCAGCCCCUGGGGCCAUCUCCCCCUCCGCCUCCUCCUCCUCCACCUCCUCCCGCCACCUCCAGGGCGUGGAGUUCGAGAUGCGGCCGCCGCUGCUCCGCCGGGCGCCCAGCCCCUCGCUGCUGCCCGCUUCGGAGCACAAGGUCAGCCCCGCGCCCAGGCCCUCGUCUCUGCCCAUCCUGCCUUCGGGACCCCUCUACCCGGGCCUCUUCGACAUCCGAGGCUCCCCCACCGGAGGGGCGGGAGGCUCUGCGGACCCCUUUGCCCCCGUCUUCGUGCCGCCGCACUCGGGGAUGUCCGGGGGCCUCGGAGGAGCCUUGUCGGGGGCCUCUCGCUCCCUGUCGCCGACCCGCCUGCUGUCGUUGCCCCCGGACAAGCCGUUUGGCGCUAAACCUCUGGGCUUCUGGACCAAGUUCGAUGUGGCCGAUUGGCUCGAGUGGCUGGGCCUGGCCGAGCACCGAGCGCGGUUCCUGGACCACGAGAUCGACGGCUCCCACCUGCCCGCCUUGACCAAGGAGGACUAUGUCGAUCUGGGUGUCACCAGGGUGGGCCACCGCAUGAACAUUGACCGGGCUCUCAAAUUUUUCCUGGAGAGGUGAUGGCUGGCCCGGACGGACCAGCCCGUCCACAGAACCCUCGGGCCAGCCGGCCUCUCGCUCUCUGACCCCGGACCAUGUUCUCUCGCUCCGUUCUCUCCCGGGCAGGGACUCUGCUGAAACUGUGCCCUGCCCUGUCUCCCAAGGCCUGAGGUCACCAGGUGGCCCUACAGGCCGGACAUUUGCACCUCACAGGAGGGGGGCCGCUGACAUGAGAACGCGUGUGACUCUCUGGGGAGCGGAGGGGGGUUGGAAGGUAUCACACGGGGACUGAGGAGGAGGGAAGGGUCGAUCCUGGGGGAGGGGACAGACAGAGCCAUAGAGGGUCAGCCCUGAGCCUGACCGGAUGGGGGCGAGCCCCAGACCGCAGGGGAGGGGUGCCCUCACAUUCCACCACCUGCCGCCCCUCUAGCAGCCUUCCCGCCUCUCCAGGCCCCUUAGCUCCCCCUCGCCUCUGCCCUGCGCACACAGCUGUCCUCCCCCCUUGCACGCUCAGCUCUGUUGCACGCCUGCUUGCCCACUCUGCUCCCCCUCAGCUGCAAUUUUGCACAAAUUUGCCCUCUCGCUAUCUUGCACACUCCGCCUUCCCUCCUGGCUUUCAGUUUUCCUUGCACCGUGUUUCGUCCCCCAAGCCCCCCAGUGCUCUUGCGCACCCCUUCUCCCUGGGGCCCUCCCCUCACGAAGUCUCCCCCACCUGCCUUCCGCUCACGGCGGUCCCAUGAUGCAGACACAUAUGGGACCCACUUUCCCUGCCCCCCCAGCCCCUGCACACUCCCGCCCUGGGGCUCCUGUCUUUGCUCAACUUCUGCACACUUGCUGUCUCGUGCUCCCCCCAUACAUGCAUCUCCAUUGUCACGCUGAAGUACCUCCCCUCCUCACCGAACCCCCAUCCUGACUGUGCUCACAGUGACCCCCCAUUGCACUGUCACUUUGGCCCGCUUCCCGCACUCGCGCCCAGCAGAACUGCUUCCACACGCCCAUCCCCACGCCCUCUGCGCAGCCGGUGCCCAGCCCGGUCCUUGGUUCUUCCAUGAGCCCACUUGCACACGCGCCUUCCCCAGUGCUCUCCUGGCUCCCUGGGGCCUCCUCUUUGCUAAUGCACCCCGACACGGCUGUACGCGCCUUGGCCUCUGCCCACUCCAGGCGGCUUUCCCACCCGCCCAGAGCUCCACCCUCCUCCCUUUGCGCCCUCUGCCUCCCACGUGCGCGCGGCCGGCUGCCGUUUCCUUCCCGAUGCCUCGCUCUGUCCACCUCGCUCCCAGCUUGCCAGGCUUCCUCUCUCCGCCUGCCACGCCCUCUCCGGGCCAUUUCCCCCUCCAUGCUGCACGAGUAUCCCCCUCCAGGCUUCCCUUCUCUCCAAGGCCCCCUUCCUCCCUCCGGCAUGGCUGCUCCCUCCCGCACGCUGCCCUUACACCUUAUUCCUGGGGCUUGGGAAAUUUACAGCCACCCCUCCCCCUUGGAAGCCCCCUCCCUUGCUGUGGGUAAAGGGGGAGGGCACUGCCCUCAGGUUCCCCCCAUGUUCAGCUGCCAAAGAAGGGCGCUCCCCUCCUUCCCCCAAGCCCAUCCCCCCUGCUGCCCCCACCCCCACGGGGGGCGCUCCGUCCACGAGGGGAGGGGCAGCCCUCCCCUCACCAUGUCAGGGAUCUGCGGGGAACCUUGUGGGAGGGUCGUGGGAGGGGGGAGGGGUGGCAGGAGAGAAGCAGAGGUCGAGCUGGGCCCCUACCCGCCCCCUCCCCCUGGUCGGAUGCCCCCAGUCCGCGGGGGGCCUGCGCGGCGCCUGUCUAUCAAGGGCUUGUUCAUUCUGGA